AAUGACUGGUGGUUGAAAAGAGCUGGGACAAGUGGGCACAGGCUGCUAGAAGCCAUAACAGAGGAAUGGGCUUGGUGAAGAGGGGCCAAGAUGUUGCCCUACCAUCGAGAGGAAGGCAAGUGAGGGCAGCAGGAAAGGAGCUGAAGCCUCCCGCGCCAUGACUAGUACUGGCACAUUUGGUCAGCGUCUAGAGUGCUGCUUUUCGUGGCUCUGCUUGUGGCUCCCACCGUUCCAGUUCAAAACCAGUGCUUCCAAGGCCGUUCCGAACUCUCCUUUUCUCACUCCCGAAAUUUGGGAAGGCCAAAGGCGAAAAUAGGACCCGGAAGUAGGGGGGGCAACUUCUAAGCACGUGAUGGGAGGCGCACUGGUCCUGACACGUGACCCUCCAACCUGCUACUCUACCUUGCUGAGAGCUCAGCUGCUCUUAAAGACUUUUAUCUGUUCCCUUGAAGCCAACUCCGAACACACGCUGACUCUGAGCCCUUUGGGGCACCCGAACUCGAUGCUAUGGGAAGCUCUGCGGGCUCGUGGAGGGGCCUUGAGGAUUCUGAGAGGGAGGAGACCGACUCAGAGCCCCAAGCCCCUCCGCUGGAUGGUCAGAGUGCCCAGUGGAAGAAUGCGGUGGGCUUCUGGAUCCUGGGUCUUUGCAACAAUUUCUCAUAUGUGGUGAUGCUGAGCGCUGCCCAUGACAUCCUUAAGCAGGAGCAAGCAUCUGGGAACCAGAGCCAUGUGGAGCCGGGCCCAACACCCAUGCCUCACAACAGCUCAUCUCGAUUUGAUUGCAACUCCAUCUCCACAGCUGCAGUGCUCCUGGCAGACAUCCUUCCCACCCUCGUCAUCAAACUCCUGGCUCCUCUUGGCCUUCAUUUGCUGCCCUACAGCCCCCGGGUCCUUGUCAGUGGAGUUUGCUCUGCUGGAAGCUUUAUCCUGGUUGCCUUUUCUCAUUCAGUGGGGUUAAGCCUGUGUGGAGUGGUUUUGGCCAGCAUCUCAUCCGGUCUAGGAGAGGUCACCUUCCUCUCACUCACGGCCUUCUACCCCAGAGCUGUGAUCUCCUGGUGGUCCUCCGGUACUGGGGGUGCAGGGCUUCUUGGAUCGCUGUCAUACCUGGGACUCACCCAGGCUGGCCUUUCCCCGCAGCACACCCUACUUUCUAUGUUGGGGAUCCCUGUUCUGCUGCUGGCCAGCUACUUCUUGUUGCUCACAUCUCCUGAACCCCAGGACCCUGGAGGGGAAGAUGAGGCAGAGACUGCUGCCCGGCAGCCACUUAUAGGCACCGAGACCCCAGAGUCAAAGCCAGGUUCCAGCUGGGACCUCUCGCUCCAGGAAAGGUGGACAGUGUUCAAGGGCCUUUUGCGAUAUAUCAUCCCCUUGGUGCUGGUCUACUUUGCUGAGUAUUUCAUCAACCAGGGACUCUUUGAGCUCCUGUUUUUCCGGAACACAUCCCUGAGUCAUGCUCAGCAGUACCGAUGGUACCAGAUGCUCUACCAGGCUGGCGUGUUCAUCUCCCGCUCUUCUCUCCACUGCUGCCGCAUCCGUCUCACCUGGGUCCUAACCCUGCUGCAGUGCCUCAACCUGGUCUUCCUACUGGCAGACGUAUGUUUGAGCUUCCUGCCCAGCAUCUACCUCAUCUUCAUCAUCGUUCUGUAUGAAGGGUUCCUGGGUGGGGCAGCCUAUGUGAAUACUUUCCACAACAUUGCUCUAGAGACCAGUGACAAGCACCGAGAGUUUGCCAUGGAGGCCGCCUGUAUCUCUGACACCUUGGGAAUCUCCAUGUCAGGGGUUCUAGCCUUGCCUCUGCAUGACUUCCUCUGCCAUCUCCCUUGACAUGGGUUGCUCAGAACACACUGACAUCUGUGAACUCUGCCACAGACCUUCCUAGCUAGGCUGGGGAGUGGGAAGAGCCGCAGUCCUGCCCUGCUCCAGCAAGGAGCCCCCAUUGUUUCCCACUCCCGAGCUGGUCUCUGGGACUUCUCUCUCAGCCUUAUGCCCUUCUAAUAAAUGCUUAUUUUAUCAGUGUA
Molecule: messenger RNA, 2018 nt
Organism: Peromyscus californicus insignis
Lineage: Eukaryota; Metazoa; Chordata; Mammalia; Rodentia; Cricetidae
Gene: Cln3
Product: CLN3 lysosomal/endosomal transmembrane protein, battenin
Exons: 17
Coding region: 508-1824 (438 amino acids)
Biological process (GO): lysosome organization; lysosomal lumen acidification
Cellular component (GO): membrane; lysosome
Source: RefSeq, a predicted model, not a curated record